Biomphalaria glabrata is the source of this 3136-nucleotide messenger RNA. RefSeq names its product transcription initiation factor TFIID subunit 11-like. The record is from RefSeq and is a predicted model, not a curated record. The coding region runs from base 294 to 1130 and encodes 278 amino acids. Gene Ontology annotation, molecular function: protein heterodimerization activity; transcription coactivator activity. Gene Ontology annotation, biological process: transcription initiation at RNA polymerase II promoter; RNA polymerase II preinitiation complex assembly. Lineage: Eukaryota; Metazoa; Mollusca; Gastropoda; Planorbidae. The transcript has 8 exons. Gene Ontology annotation, cellular component: transcription factor TFIID complex; nucleus.
UUUGAAACAAAAGAAACUCUUCAGCUGAUAAUCAAUACAAGAAGAAAAAUCUAGAUAGAUCUAGAGUGUCUAAAUAUUAGAAUCUAGAGUAGAUAUCAAUAGAUCUAGAAAUAUGUAGAAACUGAUCAUUAGCUGUUGUUGUUGGUAUUUGAGACUUAGUUCUAUAAUAUUUUUUAAAACGAAAAUCUCCUCCGCCUGCCCUAUGGUCUGCGGCUCUUUUGAAGCCUGCUUUGUUAUCUCUACUCUGAGCCUUAGCCUCUCGUUUACAGACUGUUGGAGAGACUAAUUGGAGAAUGGAUUUAAAUAGGGAAGAGUCUCCACUUGCCGAUUUCUUGGCACCUAUGACAGAAAGUGGAAUAAGUACAAGCAGAUCAUUAAGCAAUGAACCUUCUUAUCCAGGAGAGUUAAACAUCGAGACAGAUCUGUCUGUACCAAGUACUCCUAGUGCCAGCCCAUCUCCCAGUGCUAAUGCUAGUCCUCUGGUUGGUACCUUUCAUCAAGACACAUCCACCAAAUUGUCAGCAUCUGAAAAGCCAGCCUCCUCGCCAAAAUCAAGUCGCUGUAGUACUCCAGAAAAAAGAUCUUCCUCGGAAAGAGAAAGAUCUUCUGACAGAGAGAAAACCCCAGACAAAAAUGCGAGUCAGGACAAAUCUUUGCCAGCAGAAAGUGUUGCUUCCACUUCCACCGCUGGACCCUCAUCAGAAAGAAAAAGAAAAUUAGAAUUGACUGAAGAAGACUUGAAACAAGCUGCUAAAAAGCAUCAAAAACAAGAGGAAGAAAGGAUGAAAAUGCAUUUUGCCUCUGUUAAAGAAAGGGUCCUUGUUUCCAAUUUUUCUGAAGAGCAGCUAAAUAGAUAUGAAAUGUACAGAAGAGCAACAUUUCCAAAAUCAGCCAUCAGAAAAUUGAUGCAGAACAUUAUUGGCACCAGUGUUUCACAAAAUGUUGUAAUAGCCAUGUCUGGCAUCUCAAAAGUCUUUGUUGGUGAACUUAUUGAAACAGCUCUUGACAUAAUGGAAAAAUGGGGAGAAUCUGGUCCAUUACAACCUCGGCAUUUGAGGGAAGCAGUCAGAAUCUUAAAGUCUAAAAGUAUGAUGCCUACUACAAAAUAUAAAAAGAUUUUAUUUUAUUGAUUGAGUUUGUUCUUUUUGUAUUUCUUUUUGUUGAGUUUUUUUUUAAUUAUCAAAAUCUUUUAUCUACUGACACAAACUUGUUUUCACACUCUGAAGCUGGGUCUUUCUACAAGACUCUAUUGGUUUGCCUAACAAAAAAAAAUGCAAAGCUGCAAUAAAUUCAGAAUAUUUCUUGCUCUCUAGGAGCACAAGAAUUGUGUAAAUGGUGGGUAUUGUGGAAAAAGUCAUUAAUGAAGUGCCUACAUUGAGUUUCUUGGCUCUCAGUUAAAAUCUUUGGAUAAUGUAGUAGUGUUUGAAAUUUCAAUGCAGAAGCCAUGGCGAUCUGUGAAGCCUUAAAAGUCAUGGACUCGACAUGUGAGGGCAACAGUUUGUCGAAACCUAUGCUACUGGCUUUGCAAAGCCCUGGACAUGGCACCACAAUAUCGACACUGUCAUCAUUGGCUUCACACAUUGUAAACCCAUUGGCUUCACACAUUGUAAACCAAUGCUGUGGUAUCCAUGUAAUAAUACUGAGAAAAUAGGUGUGACAUGCAAUACCAUUGCAGAAUCCUUGGCCCUCCAGGGAAGGCUAACACCAACUACCGAGCUGGCUGUGAGUAACAAUCUGAAAAUAGAAAUGGAAAAGUUGUUUGAGUGCUGGAACAAGUCCCAAAAAGCCCACUGAGUCUGGGAGCACAUGAGGCACUCUGACCCCGCUUCCCUGUGGUGGACGCUGUCCAGGCCUUAGCAAGCCAUUAUAGCACAGUGUAGGACAGUUCACUUUCCUGUUGGCUCAUAUUUCCCAAGGUUCAGGCCAAACUUCAACUUGAUGUGCCCUUGCUGGGAGAAUGAAGAAGCCAUGUCUCAUAUUCUUUUUGACUGCCCCAGACUUGAUCUCCAUCUUGACAGGUCUGGGAAACCACAAACUCUUGACCUGUAUGAUGACAUAUAUGCACUAAGUAUAACAUUGGGGUUUCUGUGAAGGGAUUUGAACCACUCAAUCCCUACACAAAUGGAGUUUGAUGAUGAUUAAUGAGUUGUCCCAUUACCUCAGAGCAUUGAUCACACUGCAUACAAAAGUAAAAAAUGCUGCCCCCUUUUUUUUUUCUAGAAAAAAAAUUCUUACCAAACAUUUUUCAGUUUCUUAUUAUUUAAAUAUAGAAUCAGUUUGUAAGGGUGCAUGCUUAAACAGUUGAACACAUAUUGCUAAUCACUUAGUCAAAAAUAAAAGUCUUCACCAUAAAUAUUUCAAACAAAAACAUUUUUUAUCAAAUAAAAACACUUAACUUAUUUCCAAUACUUUUAAUUGACAAUCAAGAAUUUAAAACAUUUUCUUUGCUCUCAUUUAUUGCACAUUUUUAAAAUAGAAAUUCUAAAUCGUGAUACACUUAUCAGAUGAUUGAUUUAUUUCAUGGCCAACCUGAUAGUCUUUCGACAUCACUGAUUUUAGGUAUUUUAAAAAAUCUUUUUUAUUUUAAAAAUAACAGUUUGUCGGUUGCCACUGACACAGGUAGUUUUACAAAUUUGAUGUACAAUUAUUAAAUUUGAACAAGAUAAGGAUAAAUUUUUUCUAAAAAUAUUUUAUGUUUCAAAUUAAUUUCUAUUGCUCUUAAUUCUUUAAAUAAAGUUCCUUUCUAUUUAUUUUUUAUUGGUUUUAUGUAGAAUCAAUUAGUUUAGACUGUACAUUGAAACAAUGUUUCUGCAAAUCUUUGUUCUUGCAACAUCCCAAACCUAACAUUUAAUACAUUUAUUGUUGUAUCAAUUAUGGCAUUGAACAAGAUUUUAAAAUAGUUAUAAGGGUCAUUAACACUUUCAUCAUCAUUUUCUUUUUCUCAAUCUAGAUUUUUUUUUUUUAUGCAAAAAUUUUUUAUCAGUGUCUCUUAACAUAAGCCAGUUUUCUUGCUUCAAAUAUUUGCAAAAUUUUUAUCAUAUCUAAGGUCUAUAAAAUAAUUUUAACCUUUUCCAUUGCUUAGAAAAUAUUCCAUUUAGGCUGCUGUAUCAAUUUAAUAAAUUAUGCCUUAAAGCAA